Messenger RNA from Meloidogyne enterolobii, 824 nucleotides. NCBI's taxonomy places the organism in Eukaryota, Metazoa, Nematoda, Chromadorea, Rhabditida, Meloidogynidae. The record is from the annotation of a GenBank genome assembly.
UUCAUUCAAACUUAACAAUCUCCACAAUUAAUCAAAGCUUGCAUCAUUAUGAACUUUCUAAGGCGAACAUUUUUUGGAUUACCGCGUCAACAUGUGCCGGAUACUACGGAUUCUCUUCAGUCAAUGAUGUUUGUUGAUGAACAAGGAGAAAUUACAUGGGAAUUGUGUGAAUGUGCUGUUUCUCUUCCAAGCAAAAAACUCUUAAUUGGGCCUUGGUGAGUUGCUUAGACUCUUUAUUGAGAUUAAAAAAAUUUUUUUUCUUUUCCAGUAUUGCAGCCUUUAGCGGGAAAAACUCUUAUAAGAAUUCACAAUUCAUUCCGAUCACUUUGCAUAAUAAUUCAAAGCAUGAAUGGAUUGUCUUUAAAGUGCAACAUUAUGAACCAAGAGAUCCUUUUCUGUCACAAGAACAACUUGCAAAAUUUGAAAAGGCCUGUGUUCCUUUAAUGGCUUCUCCUAAUGUUGGAUUAAUUGGGCCCGGACAGGAAGCGGUGUUCAAACUUAUUCUGCCGGGACGGAAUAUUUGGCCUGUUAGUCGAGAAGCAACUAUCGGCAAAAUGAGCUACUUUCGUAUUUUACAAAUGCAAGUAACUGAUCCGUGGGAGGUAUUAAGUGCGUUUAGCGGUAAUAAUACUUCGCUAACAAGAGGAAUUAAACAACUCUUUGAUGCAUUAAAUACUGCUAGAAGCUGUGAGGAUGCUUUGGAGAGGAUUUAUUCUUGCGAUGUUCCUAUUUUCCUUCCACUGUGCCCUAUAAUUCUGUCUGAAACCAAUUUGAACGCGGGAGCGAAAGAUAAAGUUAAGAAAGAUGAACAAAACAAAGUUUAA